Messenger RNA from Cottoperca gobio, 1872 nucleotides. RefSeq names its product hydroxysteroid (11-beta) dehydrogenase 2 (gene hsd11b2). Gene Ontology annotation, cellular component: intracellular membrane-bounded organelle. Gene Ontology annotation, molecular function: 11-beta-hydroxysteroid dehydrogenase (NAD+) activity. The transcript is spliced from 5 exons. The coding region runs from base 235 to 1464 and encodes 409 amino acids. The record is from RefSeq and is a predicted model, not a curated record. Gene Ontology annotation, biological process: glucocorticoid metabolic process. NCBI's taxonomy places the organism in Eukaryota, Metazoa, Chordata, Actinopteri, Perciformes, Bovichtidae.
CACACACACUGACUCACUCACUCACUCACACACACACACACACUUACACACAGAGUGUGUGUGCAGCAGAGAGGGAGAGCGGACGAGAGACUCUUUAAGACUCUGAGGGAGGAAGAGGAGACAGAAAGAACCUCAGAGUGCAGAUCAUUUAUUAUGUUGUGAUCUGAAGCAGCAGUAGAGAGAGGACAGACAGGUACAUCAGACAGACAGGUAAACAGGUGUCUCUCUCCUCUGAUGAUGGACGACUACACCCUUCCCUUCUGGAUUUACCUCGGCGUUCUCACCGUGUUCAUCGGUGGGGCCAUGAAGAAGAUAUUGGCGUCCCACCUGAGCGCCGGCCCCCUGGUGACCUGGCUGGGGGCCACGGUGCUGGUGGAGCGGCUGUGGGCAUUUUGCCUGCCGGCCGCGCUGCUACUGGCACUGCUCGGCUUCGCCUGCUGCCUUUACUCCAGCACCAAGACGCGCCCGCCGCCCGCCGCGUUGCCCGCACAUGGGAAGGCUGUCCUCAUCACAGGAUGUGACUCUGGAUUUGGGAAUGCGGCAGCAAAGCGUCUGGACGCUCUGGGCUUCGAGGUGUUCGCCACAGUGCUGGACCUUUCAGGAGACGGAGCCAGAGAGCUGCAGAGGAGCGGCUCCCCCCGCCUCACCCUGCUGCAGGUGGACAUCACUCAGCCCCAGCAGGUUCAACAGGCGCUGCUGGAGACCAAGGCCAAGCUGGGAACCAAAGGUCUGUGGGGUUUGGUGAACAAUGCCGGUGUGUGUGUGAACUUCGGAGAUGCCGAGCUGUCGCUGAUGUCGAACUUUCGCGGCUGCAUGGAGGUCAACUUCUUCGGCACGCUCAACGUCACCAAGAGCUUCCUGCCGCUGCUGCGACAGGCCAAAGGACGCAUCAUCACCAUCUCCAGCCCUGCCGGCGACCAGCCGUUUCCCUGCCUGGCAGCAUACGGAGCGUCGAAAGCAGCUCUGAACCUUUUAAUCAACACUCUGAGACACGAGCUGGAGCCAUGGGGGGUCCAUGUGUCCACUGUCCUGCCCUCCUCAUUCAAGACAGGUCAGUCCAGUAACCGCUCGUACUGGGAGCAGCAGCACAAGCAGCUUCUGCAGAAUUUGUCUCCGGCGCUGCUCGAGGAUUACGGCGAGGACUACGUGACGGAGACCAAGGAGCUGUUCCAGAGCUACGCCAGCCAGGCCAAUCCCGACCUCCGGCCCGUCACCGACACCAUCGUGCAAGCGCUGCUGUCGCCGCAGCCGCAGGUGCGUUACUUCGCGGGGCCCGGCGUCGGCCUCAUGUACUUCAUCAGCAGCUACUGUCCCUUCAGCAUCAGCAACCGCUUCCUCCAGAAACAGUUCGUAAAGAAGACGCUGAUGCCGCGCGCUCUCAGGAAGCAGUCGGGCUUCGACCUGAACCUGAACAACAACAACAACAACAACAACAACAACAAGGAGGAGAAACCCAAAGUGUGAGACUUCUCUGUCACCUGCCGGGAGGCAGCAGGUCUUCACGUGCCUUCAUCAGAGAGAUUUAACCUUCAGACGGUGUUUAUCUUUUUAAAGUUUAUCUUUAGGUGUUAAAUCAAUAAUCACUUAAAUCAGCACUCAGGUUUCAAUAACAAAUAAAUAAGGAUAAAUUCCGGAUUCAAUCAAUAUAAUGUCAGGAUUCAAUCAGGAUUCAAGACACAUUUUAAUCCGUACUCAAUUAGGAUCAUAUCAGGAAUAAAUUGGGAUUAAAUUAGAAUUCAAUCCAAAUUAAAUCAAGUUUGAAUCAAGAUUCAUUUAGGAUUAAAUCAGGAUCAAACUGUCAGGAGCCUUGAAACGAGCUGCUGUAGUGACGUCAUCAGAUUAUUAAUUUCUCUGAAUAUACAUCUAACAACA